Molecule: messenger RNA, 1720 nt
Organism: Peromyscus maniculatus bairdii (prairie deer mouse)
Lineage: Eukaryota; Metazoa; Chordata; Mammalia; Rodentia; Cricetidae
Source: RefSeq, a predicted model, not a curated record
AUGGCCACUAGUGACUUCCUCCGCCUCUGUGGACACUCUGGACAUGGGGCUGAGGACGGACAUACAGUCCGUACCCAUUCGAAAAGUACUUGCCAGCUAUGGCGGAGGCUGCUGAGCGGUAAACUCGUUACUCUCGCCACCCGGGAGAAAAAAAAGCAAGACAUUCAGCUCCAGAAUCAGUUCUUAGCCCCGAGGUCAACGAGCCCCAGGCUCCGCCCACCGUGCCUGCUGGACGCAGGAGCAGCGACGCAACUCUGCCUGCGACGCCGGCUGCCCCGAAACGAGGCGCAGGGGCUGGGGCUGUGUGUCGUCAUAUGUGUGCGACAGCAUCUGCGCUGUUGCUUUUUCGUCGUUGAGGCUGCUGCGCUCCAGAGUCAGCCGAGGCUCCGGGUCUAUUCAUUCCUGUUGGACUUUGCGUUAGUGUCUGGAGAGGGAGCUCGGUUCCGGUGUUGCGAGUCCUCGCCUGGAGACGCGCGAGAUGGAGAAGGCGUGCGGGGGUUGUCCCCAUCUCUUGCUCCCGGUGCCCGGAGUGUCUGGACUCGGUGUCUCUGGUCUGUGGAAAACCUCCGGCUGUGGACUUCGCGGGAAGAGUCACCCCCUCGAGAUCGGGAGGACUGCAGUGGAGAGCAGAGCCACUGGGACCCCUCACGCCCUGACCCCGGGGAUCGCGUGCUGUCCGCGGUGGCUCAGUUGGGAACCGAGCCCCGGGAGCUUCAGGUUUCCUCUUCUUGUUCUCCUUCCAGAGAGGGACCCUUUCGGAUCGGGGAGCUUAUUUUAGCUCAGACAGGGAAAAGACACACGCAAUUUAAGAAAUGAUUUCGGCUGUGCAACGUCGGACACUUUGAUACUAACCGGGGGCAAUCACAUUCAGCGAGAUCGUGGGCAAGUUCCCCCGGACAAAUCCCGACGAGUUCUUCUGUUAAGAGUUUUCUGCUGCAGAGACCAGCUUUGGGGGAAUAUGUAUUACUGAUGAAAAGAGGGCUUACCGUAAUGUAUCCAGAGGUAUUGCGAAGGGGAUUAGGAGAUAAAGGAUGUACUGAUGAUGGACAUCAGCCCAGGGGACACUUUUGGAAGCAGACUCAGGCUGUGGUGCAGUGAGCUUACUUUUAUCCAAAGCAGAUAAGUGAGGUUGGAGAUUGGCUGCUUUGUCUUACAAAAUGGAGAAGUGGAAUUCUGCUUGGUUCAAAAGUCAGACCAAAAUCAACACAAAUUUACAAUUACAUUCUCUCAAGGAAAUUGGAGUUGGAAACGAAGUAUUUCAAGAGGAGAACCAUAUUGAGCUUCAGUUUUAUUUUAUGCUUAUUUCUGAUCCUUUUCUCGUCAGGUUAAGGAAGUUCAAACCACAGCUGAACUGAGUACCUGAGGUGACAGCAAUCAAUUUGAAGGCAGAGAAGUAUCAAAUGAGAACGUAUUCUCAAUCGCUGUCAUAAACUGGUACUUUCAGUUAUUACUAUGAUUUAUGUAACUUUUACAUAUGUUUGAGGAGUAACAGAAGCUAGAGAACAUUGUACAGCUGGGUAACUGCCCCAUUUUGACAUUGUCUUGCAUUUAAUUGGACACUCUGUAGCUAUGAUUCCAGGUUGCUUUAGUAGAGCCUUGUCAUUCUUCACUUCCUGUGAACCACUCCAUAGCUUUGUCUUGCUUCAUAAAAUUAGUUUCCUUUUCUUUGUUUGAUUGAUGGUCAUUGGCUACCGAAAUAAAAUAUGCAUUUUAAGGUAAA